Messenger RNA from Acanthaster planci (crown-of-thorns starfish), 5249 nucleotides. RefSeq names its product transient receptor potential cation channel subfamily C member 4 associated protein (gene trpc4ap). Gene Ontology annotation, cellular component: Cul4A-RING E3 ubiquitin ligase complex. NCBI's taxonomy places the organism in Eukaryota, Metazoa, Echinodermata, Asteroidea, Valvatida, Acanthasteridae. Gene Ontology annotation, biological process: ubiquitin-dependent protein catabolic process. The record is from RefSeq and is a predicted model, not a curated record. Gene Ontology annotation, molecular function: phosphatase binding.
GUACAUGUACAGCAUGUAUGUGGAUUCGUUCAACUGCAGUUACUGUACUAUCUUUGUCUGUUCAGUUUGAAAUCGUCUCUAAACGCCUCCCCCGCAUACCGUUUUAUAGAUAAGUAGUAUUUAUCCAACAAACACAUGUAGUAUAUGAAGCGGCUGUAGGUAACAACAAAACAGCAUGGAAGACCAGGAAAGAGGGAACAUAUUUCUGAAAAUACGCAACGCCCAACUUGGAAAUGCGCCCAUCAGAUGUGUUUCGGAGAUUCCCCAGCCAAUUCUAGCAGACUGCGAUGACCGACUUGGCCUGGAGAAUGGAGAACAGAUCCCUGCUCGUAUCAGUGGCCUAUAUCAAUGUGCCCAAAAUCUGCUGGACAGACACCGGACAACCAAUGAGCAAUACCUACUCUGCAUAAGCAAGCUGAAGUUUCUAAAGAGGCUUCUCAACUCUGAGAGUUCCCAGGAAUACCCCCGUAGGAGUGGUCAGACACGAGAAAGUCGAGUCAUCCAUGCUGAAGUCAUCUAUCUGUUUGGAGGAGUCGAGGUGAUGGUACAGCUGCUAUUGUUACCACAGUAUUACCCUCUACUUAAGUCGGAGAAUUCUAAGGCAUUUAAAGCAGAAUCAGAGCUAAGGACAAGAUUAGCGUACCAAGUACUGGAUGUCUUGCAUUUCAUGUGCAUCUGUAUGGGUCCAGACAUCGCAGGUCCCUUGUCAGAGAGGGAAGGUCUUAUCCUACAUCUGUUCAGCCUCAUGUCAGAGAAGGCCUGCUUCCUGAAGGCGGCUACACUCUUGGAAGACAUUCUUGGUGUCAAGCAGACUAUGAUCUCAUUGGACAAAAUACCUAAGCUAGACAGCCUGGUCGAUAGCUUUGAUGAGGAGCAGGUAGCCAACUUCUGUCGGGUCCUCUCAAUUGCCGUGUCGGACACUGAUGGUAGAGAUGAACAGCUCAACCUAGUGGCCCAGGACAGGGCCAACCGCAACCGGACUGGGGUGCCGAUUUCAGACCUAAACCAAGAAAUUCUCGUUGGGCUUCCAAAUUUUGUCAUGAAGUUAGUACAGAUUGCCUGCAAGAGGAUAGACACACCUUCAACAAGCAGCAUCCCCAACCUAUACAGUGAGAUUGAGGGCUGGGUGACGUGGCUGGAUAGCUCCCUUGCCUUUGAUGCUCUAGCCGAGGUAGCCACUGAAGAGGAAGUCUUCCUGAAUCUACCCUUGAAUGAUUUGUCAGCGCCCAUACCCCAGUCACUGAAGACCAUGCAUGAACUAGUGUACAAAGUAGAGGUGUUGUACGUUUUAUGUCUUCUGCUAACGGGCAAACAGCGUACAAAGGUUCAUGAAAUGUUGUCCAAGUACAAGUUGAUGGCGGGUCUGAACGUCCUGUUUGAUAAGGUCAUCUGGAGAUGUAACCUAAGAUCUCAGCCUAUGCAUGGACUGAACGAGAACUGUGACUGCAGUCCGGAGGUGGCGCUCAAAGUACAGUUCCUGAGACUGGUCCACAGCUUCUGUGAUCAGAACGAGAAUAAGUACCUUAUACUUACAAGAAGUGAGAUCAACGAGUUGAACAGAAUAUCAACCAGUGCCAACCUUCCACCAUUAGAGGCAGUCAGAGACAUUGAUAGGUCUUUGCUGUGUACGGGGCCAAAGGGAAUCUUAACCAAGCUUGUUGAUGUACUUAAGAAGGAGCCUGCCGAGUCACCAUUCAGGUUCUGGAUGUCCAGAUCAAUUGAGAGCUUCCUGAGGGGUAAGACCUCCUUUGCUGACCAGACCUUCUUGCUCAGGAAGGGUCUCCUAGAGGCCAUCUUCACCAACAUCAACAGCGUAGGCACCAAGUCCAAGGAGGUGCUACAGAGCAACUUUGACCUGUUGGCCGAACUCAUGAAGUUCAACCACAUUGCCUUCAAGAGAUUCAACAAGUUGAUUGACACGCAAGAAAAGUUGGAUUCCUUCCUGAAGUUGGUGACAGAGAAUAUUGUGGACUCCAACAUGUUUGUCCGAUGUCUGAUCCUGACCUUGGAUCAUUUCCAGAGGGAACAGCCUGACAAUUACGAGUAUGCCAUGAGGAGUUGCCGGCUGCUCCAGUUCAUCCGCAAGAGAGAAAUGAGAAUAAGAUUCCUCAUCAAACUCAUCAAUACUGUCCACGUCGAAAUCCUCACACAGGAGAACGUGAGCUGCCUGAACACCACCAUUAUCUUCCUGAUGUUUGCCGAGCGGUCGUGUGAGCUGCCCCAGUAUCUCUCAGAGCUAAGGGAUGAGGAACAGAGCCAGCUCAAGCCAGGCUUCCUGCUGCAGAACUUCAGAGAGCUUGUGUUCUUCUGGAGAGAUCAUUACCUUCACAAAGACAAGGACUCUAGCCAGCUUGAGAAGAGUUCCUGCAUUCCAUUUGAAAAGUGGACAGCCAUUGCCAACAUCUUGGUAAGCAGUGACGUGACAUCCACCUACACAAUAGCACACUAUCUAAACAAGGAUGACCUCUUGACCAAGGACAUGGAUGUGGACCUACCAAGGACGUCCUAGGAUCAGAGAGACUGCACGAGAAACCAGACGGCUGUGUAUAGGAGCUGGAGUGCCAUUGAGACUCAGGAAAGACAUUGCAGGAGAACUGGAGGGGCCUUAAAAAGUUUGAUUACCAGUUUCAACUUGGAUGAAAUGCUGGUAAUGAAAUCAGGAAAGAAGACCCUAGAAUGGUGCUUGUGGCGAACAGUGUAUCACAGUGGACAUCCAGCAGUUUGAAGGCAGGACCAAAUCGGAAUGGUUAUUUUACGAGGAGUUAAUAUUGAGGAUUUGAAAACCAAUGAAAAAUCAGCAGCGCUGGACUGAAUCAUGGCAGUGAUGAUAUGGCAAGGUUUACAACAUUUUACCGAUUUUAGAGAAGUGUAUUUUUGGAAAACAUGUACUUGAAGAUGGUAGCAAGCAAUGAAUUGUCAGAAAGACACAACAUUUCAAUGAACAGUGUGGACAUUUCUGGUUUAUAUAGAGAUGUUUGUAAAAACGUUUAGCGACCAGGCUUUUAUCAGUAAUCUCCAUUUUCCAGUAGGAAAGCACAAGUGUAGCUUGCUAUUAUGAGGUUGAAGUAAAGAGCCUCUCAUAACACUUAAACAGGAAAAUGACAGUCUUCAUCUCUGUGGCACGGGGUCUGAGCUUGUUUCCAUAUUAACACUCGUGCAUGGACGCCUCUUCAAUUAGAAAUGUAUUCAAGAACAGUCAAAGGUAAAGAUUCUCGUUGGAAAUUCUUCAUCUUCCCUAAAACAAUAUGUCUGUACCUAGCUGAACGGCAGAGUUGUGAUCAGCUCAUUCACAGGUUGAAUCACCAGUCAGUUCUCGAGGUCACACCGUAACAGCCCUGGAUGAACAGUGAUAAGGGAAGGCGUUUCUCACACUUCAUGUGAAUUGGUUGUGACUGAUGACACCUUGAUGACUUGAUAGCAACUCUGUGAAUGGGCAUAUUCUCAACUUUUGAAUAUUUGUCGGUUUGAAGUGUUGCAAGGUGCUGAAAGGAUUAGUCACAGCAAAACUUCAUCCAUGAAAGACAUACAAGUACUCAACGAUCAUAUUUAAGCCUUCCUUUCUCAGAAGUUACCCAGUGUGUGCGUUUGUACUAGUUUUGUAAGUGAAGUAACCUUGGGAGAUGCUGUUUUGCUUUGUUUUACUGAUUUAUUCCUAGCAAAGGCAGUACCUGCUUAAGAAAUAGGAAUUUUGAUUUAGGAAUUAGGAAUUUCGAUUUAAAAACAUGCAAGUGAAUUUAAUGUCGUAUUCAACCUAAAAGUAAUAUCCAUCGUAACAAUCCACCACACAAAUAUAUGGAAGACAGUUUGGGUAAGGUUUAGUGCCCAUAUCUGCUGUUCAGUUUGAUAAACAUACACACAACCAGGUUCUGGACAUCAAGAGGAAUUAUCCGAGUUUAAAUCUCUUGAUAAUGCUUUUGGAUGUCAAACUGUGUGGAAAAAAAAAACACAGUAAAGAUGAAUGCACUAGUGGUGUGAACAAACAAAUUUUUUUUUAACUCUUUCCAUUGUUUCAGUGUCAGGUAUGAUUCUGUAUUAGUUCUGUAAGGGGAGGUUGGGGCCUGAGCCCCUCCCCUACCAAUGCAUUUACUUGUUCAAUAACUGUAAGGACCUUGACACUAACUGUAGCAAUUGUGGGGUUAAAAAAGAAAUUGGCGAGGGCACAAGAAAGUCGCAACAACUAAACACUCAAACAGCAAUCCUCUCCGCAACACAGCAUUUGCCAGGGCACGUGCGCAUACCCAUGUUUGCCAUUUCUUGAGGAUAGAGCCAUGUCAACAGUGGACAGUGGUGUCUACGGCUACAGCUGGUCACUGUAGUACAUCGGCGGGGGGAAAAAACCGAAGUCAUAGCCACAGGACUGCUGAUUGGGGACAAAGCCUAAACCACACUUCAGCACAAUGGUCCAUUAUUCAUUCGCAAGAGAAACCUCAACAACUUCCUAUCCUAGCCUCCAAACGGCCACAAAAUGAAAGUUGAUGGCAGCACCACGCCCAUAGUAUCUGUACUCCAUGUUGUAAAGCAGACACAUGUUUGGGGGGAGGGGUAGUAUAAGUGACUUAUUGGAGUGGUUUUUUUUUAAACAGCUUUCUUUUUUAAUCUCAAGAGGACUUUUUGUUGCUUCUAAAUUGCGUUAACUUUAAACUCUAAGCCUUCUACAUCAAGCAUUACCCCCUCCAAGCCAUUCCACCUGUAAGGAAUAUAAUUGAUUGGAAAUUCUGAUGCAGUUGCUCAGUGGGUUUAAAGAAAAGAUAACACUGCAGGGCCUGUUGCAUAGAUAUGGCAGUGUACAGUGACAUUGGAACACAGCCACUGAAUAACUAUUCACAAGUGGUAUUGAGGUCUGAUAGUAACAAAUGUAAUCGUAGAAAAAAAAAAUCGUUAUUUUUUUAUGAGUGGGAUGUUUGAAUGAGAGCGUUUGAACUUUUGAAUGGAGUAUUGAAUGAGUUGUACCAUGAAAUUUUGAGUUGAAUGUGUGCGUGAUAAUUUGUCUUAAUUUUCAACCCCUUGUUUGCUUAGUUUGCCAAAAAUUAUAGACACAUACGGUGCUCAACCUUUUAGCAAAUUUAGAAUAAUGAUUUGAUUACAUGCACGGAUAAGGCAUUUCAACUGUACAGCUGUGUAAUCAUUUCUAUGGGUGUAUCACUUUGAUUUUUCUAUUAUUCAGAUGCUGUGAUGUCAACUAUUAUUACUGUAAUCUCAGCUGCACCUGUGUUCUGUUUGUGAUUUUAAAUUAAACAAAUGAAAAAAUA